UUGAGAGGAGAAACUGGCUGAUUCACCUGCACUAUGUCAGAAGAGAGUUUGAGACCUGUAAGGUGUUAAUACGAGAGCAAAUGGCUGAGACUGGGGGCAUGUGUGAAUAUGCCGUCUAUGUACAAGCUCUGAUUUUACGACAAGAAGGAAAGAUUCAGGAAUCGUUGGAGUUGUUCCAGACAUGUGCUCUGCUAAAUUCACAAAACUGUGAUAACUUGAAACAAGUGGCCAGGUCACUGUUUUUAUUGGGACGACACAAAGCAGCUGUAGACGUCUUUAAUGAAGCAGCUAAACUCAAUGCUAAAGAUUGGGAGAUUUCGCACAACCAGGGUGUCUGUUACAUCUACCUGAAGGAUUUUGCAAAAGCUAAAGAAUGUUUGAAACUCGCCUUACAAACUAAUCGCCAUGAAGUCACCUUUAAAAUGCUGGCCAAAGUCUACCUGAUAGAGAAUGAUGUGAACAUGGCUGUGGAUGUGUACAGGAGAGCUGUGGAGUUCUCUCCAGAAAACCCAGAGCUGUUGACUACCCUGGGGCUUCUCUAUCUACAGAUCGGUCAAUUCCAGAAGGCUUUUGAGAACCUCGGUAAUGCCAUGACCUAUGAUCCCUCCAAUACCAAGGCGAUCAUGGCCGCCGGAAGCAUGAUGCAGAGUCACAAUGAUUUUGAUGUGGCAUUGACCAAAUACAGAAUAGCAGCCGUGGACACGCCCGAAAGCGCUUCACUCUGGAACAACAUCGGCAUGUGUUUCUUUGGCAAGAAGAAGUAUGUAGCGGCCAUCAGCUGUCUGAAGAGAGCAAACUACCUGGCACCAUUUGACUGGAAGAUCCUUUACAACCUGGGCCUGGUUCACCUGACCAUGCAGCAGUACGCUUCAGCCUUCCACUUCCUCAGUGCGGCCAUAAACCUCAAGCCAAAGAUGGCUCAACUCUUCAUGCUGCUCGGAGUUGCCCUGACCCAUUUAGAUGACCCUGACAAUGCAAAACAAGCUUAUGAGCAGGCUCUGACAUAUGAUGGGUCAGAUCCUUCCCUUAGUCUGAACUAUGCUGUCUUCUUGUACAAUCAAGGAGAAAGGAAAAUGGCGGCGAAACAGUUCUCAAGCUUUGAUCAGAAAAUGAAGGCUUACAAAGUAGCACAUCCUAAUGACGUGGACCAAGAGCUGAUGGAGGUUGCUGCAAAGCUUGGCCCAGCAUUACAGGUAGGAGAAAGUUUCGUAUGGAAGAAUCCGUCUACCUCCUCUGCCACAUCUGCGACCUCUGCCACAUCGGCGACCUCUAAACCUGAUGUAAACUCACCAUCUUAUCCAUUGGAACCUUCUGCCCCUGCCCCAGACAUUCUGCCACCCUCAGCACCCACUUUGGCUCUUCAGAGGAAAGCCAUUCUUUCUGAAAAAGCAGAGACAUCCUCAGACCCAUCACUGAAGCCACUGCCCUCCAAACUCCUGCCAUCCGCUACAGAUUUACCUCCAUUAAAGGGAAAGUUGUCUAGCUUAGACAAUGCUCCAUUACCUCCAACCCAUAAUCCUGAUGAUGACCAGCCAGAGAAGCGGAGAAGUAAGAAGGAAAAGAUGAAAGCAGAGGCCGAGUUUGCCCUGUGAUUUUGUUUAUUAUUGUUAUGUGGCUUGUGAUUAAAGAGUGCAAGGUGUCACAAUACACCUGUUCCUCUUUGUACAUGACUGCUGAGUUCACAAGAGAAUUCCUGUGUAUUUUAGAUCAUGUGGACGUCUUUUUGCAUUGGUUUUGUUAAGAAUACUUGUCUCAUUUCAAUAAAAAAAUUAAAAAAAACAGGAGCAGCAAUUUCUGUUGCAUAUUCCGACAAAUAAGAAUUCAUGUUAUGCCCAGCACGCAUAUCCACUACCGUAUAUGUAUCUUGUUUUUGUCUUAAAUCUGUUACUGUUAUAGAUGUGGUAAAGAGAUGUCUCUUUAUUCGAUUCCGGACAUCUCUUCUGUAGUUAUUUGGUACUCAAGCACUUGGGAGGUGUGGAGCUUCCUUGGAUGAUAGCUGCACACAACAGUCCUCAGAUAUAGAAUCUCGUGAAAGCCAGGGCUUUUUUUUCUUUGUAUCUGUGUUGUUAUGGGAAAAAGUGUCUGAAGCUGGAGUAAUAUUUGAGAGAAGGGUUUCGACAACAGAGAACAAGAGUGUAAGUGUUUUACUGCACUCUCUUUGCAAAAGAGAAAUUAUAAAUAGUGAUUUUCAUGUAAUUUUCAUGUAUUUCUUUCAGACAAUGCCUAGUAUUUCUCAUUAACAUCAAAUUUUUCUCCAUUAAUCACUUGCAAUGCUGCAAUUGACCUACAGUUCUUCUGGCCAGAACAUUUCGACCAAAUACAAAUACUUCAUGGAUGCUUUGGCAAUGCAUCAUUAUUCUUGUCAUAUUUCACCUUGUAAAAUGUGAUUUAUUAAAUAACCAGAUACAGUACUUCAAACAAACAUAUCGGGGGGCCUCUGUGGCUCAGUUCGUUAGCGUGCUAGCGCAGCGUAAUGACACAGGAUUCUCUCACCAAUGCGGUCAUUGUGAGUCCAGCUCAUGCUGGCUUUCUCUCCGGCCAUACAUGGGAAGGUCUGCCAGCAACCUGCGGAUGGUCGUGGGUUUUCCCCGGGCUCUGCCCGGUUUCCUCCCACCAUAAUGCUGGCCGCCGUCGUAUGAGUGAAAUAUUCUUGAGUACUGCAUAAAACACAAAUAAAUAAAUAAAUAAAUCAAACAAACAUCUAUUUUGGUUGAAAAACUGUUCAUUUUGUCAAGGAAAAGGGUGGUUUUGGGAAGUGUUUAGAAAUGAAUAGGGUCAUUUUACACUCAUGAACGUUGUAAUAAAUUAAUGAACAGCUGAUUUUGAAACCUAAGAGUGUUGUGUGUUCAUGUAGGCUUUGAAACUACAAAAAUGUGAUUUCUAGAAUAUUGACCUACAUGUAUAUAAUAAUGAUACACUUGUGUAUUCAACUAGAAGUGAUGUUAAGGAGUCAGUAUUGCUGGGCAAAAGUGUGUUCAAUCAGAAAACAAAUGUUUACAGUACAGAAAUGUGCCUCUGAAUGCCAUCAAUAUUUUUGAGUGCUAGUACCAUAAUCUGGAAGUGAACCCACGAUAUGGUGUACAAGUUAUUUGCAUGCAGUGAAUCGUUUGAAGUAGCAUCAUGAGCAAGACGUACCCUUCACAUUGAUUGUUCAGUUACAAGGGUUGAUAUUGUGUAAAAGUGUGUUGUUUUUGUUUUCAAGACCUACUGUAUUAGACCAAAAAGUUAAUUCUUGACAGGCAUGAGAUUUAAUGAUCUUGGAACGGUUCUGGAAGUUAGGAUGACAUCCCACUGGGAAAAAGAGUGUUGAGUUUCGGUAACAAAAGUAAUACAUUAAUAUUUGUCUCUUAAGGUAAAUUUUUAGGGAUAGUGAAUAUAUAUGAAGUGAUAAGACUUCCUGUAUUAUGUAUGUUGUCAUAAAGUGCUAUAUCCCCCAGGGAUAGUGAUACAUCCGUCCUAAAACAAAUCUCGUCCAGACUUGUAAUAAAUGUUUAUGGCUACACUUC
Liolophura sinensis is the source of this 3506-nucleotide messenger RNA. Its product is annotated as Bardet-Biedl syndrome 4 protein-like. Gene Ontology annotation, molecular function: protein binding. NCBI's taxonomy places the organism in Eukaryota, Metazoa, Mollusca, Polyplacophora, Chitonida, Chitonidae. Gene Ontology annotation, cellular component: ciliary basal body. The record is from RefSeq and is a predicted model, not a curated record. The transcript is spliced from 11 exons. Gene Ontology annotation, biological process: cilium assembly; protein localization to cilium. Bases 81 to 1592 code for a protein of 503 amino acids.